CUUCUCUUAAAUGCCUGAUGACUUGUCCCGCCCCUCCACCCCCAGUUAACCUGGAUCCUGGGAACCGCCACCCAGUCGCCCAAACCUUGGGGAUGGAGAAGACGCCGGAGAGAGACGUGCUCAGCGGCAGGAUGGAAGCUGAGGGGUCCCAGAACUCCGAGGAGCUGCCACCGCCUCCACAGUCCCCGCCACCGCCGCCGUCCCCACGGUCUCCCUCAUCCCCGGAGACUCCCGAGCUCCCACCGCCCAACGCGCCGACCGAGGUGGAAGCCAGGCAGCUGUUGCUGGAAGAAUGGGGACCCCUGAGUGGGAAGCUGGAGCUGCCCCCCAGCCUCAGCUGGAAGCUGCUGUUCCUGGAACGGCCGCUCUACCGCAACCUGCUCAGCUCACCCAACCCCGAAGGCAUUAAUAUCUACCAGCCGGCGCCCCCUACGGGUCCCACCCGGAAACCCCUGACGGACCUGGGUAAUUUCCACGGAUGGUAUAUUACUACCGAGAACCUCCAGGGGCCCCUCAGCUGGACGGUGAAGGAGCAGUGUGUGAACCUGCUGGCCAAGAAGCUCUGGGAAGAGCUGCUAGAUGACGAACAGCCUGACAUCACCAUCAUGGACUGGUUCGAGGACAGCCGCCUGGACCAGUGUGUUUAUGAACUGCACGUCUGGCUGCUGGCCGCUGACCGCCGCACGGUCAUUGCCCAGCAUCACGUGGCCCCUCGGACCAAUGGGCGAGGUCCCCCCGGCCGCUGGGUUCAGGUGUCCCACGUCUUCCGCCAGUACGGCCCCGGAGUGCGCUAUGUCCACUUCCAGCACAAGGCCAAGAACCGCAUGGAGGCAGGCGGCCUUCGCAGGACAAGGGUGACCGACUCCUCCGUGUCUGUGCAGCUCCGGGAGUGACCACCGACUGGGCUCUCCAAGUCGGUCACGAUCCUUUGGAAGUCCUGGUGCUUGUCACCGCUGAGCAUUCCCGUGAUGCUGCUGCUUCCUGCCCCUCCCUGUGCGUGCUUACCCAUAGUCUGAACCCUGCUCACCCUUGACCCUUGCUCACCCCUGACCUCCCCUUACCCCUGCUCACCCCUGCUCACCCCUGACCUCCCCUUACCGCUGACCCCUCCUCACCCCUGACCUCCCCUUACCUCCUGACCCCUCCUCACCCCUGACUGCUCCUUACCUCCUGACCCCUGUCAUCCCUGAACCCCCUUACCUCCCUAACCCUCCUCACCCCAUGACCCCUUGCCUCAUCCCCUGACCCCUGCUCACCCCUGACCCCACCCCUCACCCCUUGACCCUUAUCCUUACCUCUGACCCCUGUUCACCCCUGACCCCUGCUCACCCCUGACCCCUCCCCUUCCCCCCUGAUCCUUCCCCUGACCCCUCCUCACCUCGCUCACCCCUCUGACCUUUCUUUAUCUCCUUGGCCCCUCCUCACCUCCGUGACCUCUUCAUUACCCCUGACCCCCUCCUCUCCUUGACCCCUUCUCUUCCUUCAUACCCUUCCUCCCCUCCCUGACCCUCAGGCCCUGUCUCCUUCACCCCCUGCCUCCCCCAACCUCGCUCUCUUCUCUCCCUCAGCUCCUCCCUAGCAAUUUCUCCCUUCCCAGGUCUCUCAGACCGUGCUUGGCCCCUGGGGUCUCCUGACAUACCCAUAUCUGCCUGAAUGUGGGAGUCUGAGCUGGGGCCACUCCGGGCAAACCCACGCCGAUCUCCGAGUAGGUGGUCAAUAAACCUUCCCAGAGUGGCUA
Molecule: messenger RNA, 1738 nt
Organism: Peromyscus californicus insignis
Lineage: Eukaryota; Metazoa; Chordata; Mammalia; Rodentia; Cricetidae
Gene: Nccrp1
Product: NCCRP1, F-box associated domain containing
Exons: 6
Coding region: 18-893 (291 amino acids)
Biological process (GO): glycoprotein catabolic process; SCF-dependent proteasomal ubiquitin-dependent protein catabolic process
Cellular component (GO): SCF ubiquitin ligase complex; cytoplasm
Molecular function (GO): ubiquitin protein ligase activity
Source: RefSeq, a predicted model, not a curated record